CCAAAAAGUGAGGUUUUGACAAUGAAGUGACUAUCUAUGUCCCCAAUCUAUAACUCAUAUCAGACAACAAUAUACCCAUAAUAUAUAGCACUCAAAAUCAAACAAAAGCGACAUAAUGAAGCUUCAAUGUUUGCUUAAACCAUUGAAACAUGGUUUUAAAAUCAUUUCUUCACCUAGGUUUCAAGCAUAUUUAGCAACUGGUAUCAUUGGUGUUGCUGGUUUGAUUGUUGCCUAUAAAGAUGACAGAGGAAUAGCGCGUUUCGAUCAAUUUAUGCUCUCUUUGUCGUCGGAAUCGCCGCCGGAGAGAGAAUCUUUGCCGGAAAAGUUGUGGGUCCCUGGUUUGCAAAAUCUUGGUAACAAUUGUUUCUUAAAUGUAGUUUUGCAGGCUUUGGCUAGCUGUUCUUCUUUUUUGAGUUCUCUCCAAAAGAUUGUGGAGGAGUUUGAAGUUUCAUCUGAGGGGGAAGAAACUAGGGAUAUGCCACUUGCAGUUUCAUUGAAUGCUUUAUUGCAAGAACUCUCUAUCGUUCGGUAUAAAGGCAAAGUAUUAAGUCCACGAAAAGUGAUGCUUGCAAUGUCUCAAUAUACACCAAACUUCAAUUUGACGAGUCAACAGGAUGCGGAAGAAGCAUUAGCUCACAUGUUAUCUUCUUUAAGAGAAGAAUGCUCAGAAUAUUUUGCUUCAUACCAAAGUUCGCUAGCUGUUGCAACUAACUUGGGUAGCCGUAUUCUUACUCUAGAGAGGAGGGUCAAGCUUAAUGAGCUAGACAGAUGGACCCAGAUCUUUCUUGGGCCAUUUAAUGGAAUCGUUGGCAGCAUUUUAACUUGCCAAAGCUGUUCGUUUCAGAUUUCUCUGGAAUUUCAGUUCUUCAAUUGCUUGUACCUUUCACCACCUACAUAUGAUGGUGGUAGCUCUAUUAUACCAGGAUGCUCCAUAAGCGAUUGCCUGAAGAAUUUUUUUGCUGCAGAACGGGUUGAAAACUACUUUUGCACUCACUGCUGGCAUACUACCGCCUUGAAAUAUCUAUCUAUGCUAAAUAAGGAUGAGAAAAGUAUUGAAAAACUUCAAAGCUGUAGCAAGCAAGAUACAUGUGACUGCGGAAAUAUAUCAUCUCUUGGAUCAUUACCUUGGUCAAACAAGUAUUCUCAUACUUUCAAGCAAUUACAUAUUGCACGUAGCCCAAAGAUCUUGUGCCUUAACUUACAACGUGCUUCUGUUAAUAUGUUUGGGGAGCUAAUCAAACUCAAGGGUCAUAUCUCUUUUCCUGUGACUUUGAAUAUGUCAUCGUUCAAAAAGCAAGGAGUUGACAUUAAACAUUCUGAGCAGAAGUUGCCAAUUAAUCAACUUGUACAACAAAACCUGCAGCCGAUUCGUUAUUCUGAUCUUUCAAGAUUACAAAUGAACAGAUACCCUUUGGAUCACAAAUACAAGCAACCUUUAGAAGAGGUUCUUGGUGACACGGAAAUUCGAGAGGAACAUACUACAUAUAAUACUGCACAUCAAGAUAACGAGGUGCUUGAGAGUUGGAACUUGACACCGAACGAGCAUCAUACAUACAAACUUGUUUCUGUUGUGGAGCACUUUGGGAAUACUGGAAGUGGUCAUUACACGGUCUACAGAAGGGUAAUUAACACUGAACUUGAUGGGACAUCAGAAUCUAGUCAUGUGAAUUGGGUUGGAGUUUCGGAUAGCAAAGUUUACAGGGUCUCGGAGGAAGAUGUUCUUGCUGCAAAGGCUAGCUUACUUUUCUAUGAAAGAGUUUCAGAAAGGGAUUCAACGAUGUAGUUACUUUGUUAAUUAUCAACAGAAUUAGUGAUCCAUCUAGUUUAACAGAAAGCGCAUGAAACAAAAAGCUUGAAAGGCUCAUCAUCUUCUUGCUAAUUUUUUGAAAAUAUUAUGUAAAUGAUUAUUGAUGUGCAGAUCGCUUAUUUUGGGUCUAUGUAAAUUUCCUGGCACUGGCUUUACAAGCACUUCUUUUUAUGGCCUUUUUGUAAUGUAAUUUUCUACUUUUGAGUUUUGAACA
Molecule: messenger RNA, 2021 nt
Organism: Erigeron canadensis
Lineage: Eukaryota; Viridiplantae; Streptophyta; Magnoliopsida; Asterales; Asteraceae
Product: ubiquitin carboxyl-terminal hydrolase 27
Exons: 10
Coding region: 116-1783 (555 amino acids)
Biological process (GO): protein deubiquitination
Cellular component (GO): cytosol; nucleus
Molecular function (GO): cysteine-type deubiquitinase activity; cysteine-type endopeptidase activity
Source: RefSeq, a predicted model, not a curated record